AUGACCACUCCAAUUACAACAAGCAGCGCACAUUUAGAUGUCGAUUCAUCCGCGCAGGGAGAUGCCGAAACAAAACCAGAGAUUGCCGAAAAGACGGCAUUGAUGGAGGUUUACACAGCGUCAGAAGGAGCCACUGGGACGGGCGCUGGCGGCACCCGGACAGCUUAUCUACCCCUUGGGCAGGCUUCGCCUCCUCGAAUAUUGAGAAUUGGCACACCUGCAUUGCUUCUGGUUGUUCCCCUCACAUACAUUGUUCUUCUGGGAAUCGUAGCCUCACUUCAUAAUAAGAAGAAAAGCUCCUUCGGUGAGGAUACUCUUGAGGCCCUACAGCUGGCUGCAACUCUCUGGCCUAUCUCAUUCGCAGCGGUUAUUGGGCCUUUCCUCAAGACUCUUGCUUUGUUUAGCGCUGAACGAGGAACGAGCCUUGGCUCAUUGGAGGUUCUAUUGACUGGCCAGACUACAGUAUCAACACUGAAAAGUCUUUUCACUUUGAGGAUUAUUCGCAUAUGGACACUCUCUAUUGCAGCAUUAUGGUGUUUAAGCCCUUUAGGCGGACAGGCAGUCGUUCGAUCGCUCGGUUCGCAUACGAAUACGCAGACUUUAAGCAUCCCUGCUGCGCAUUACUUCUCGCAGAUACCUCUAAAGGCCACCAAUGACUACUCAUCGCCACUCUUUGAAGGAGAUACAAACGCGUUUAAUGGUGGCACUUUGACAAUGGAGAGGAUCGGCGCAUUUCGAAGGACAGUCCUCGCUGCAUUAUCUGCAUCCGAGAUAUUGCUUUCACAUGCCAACAUGUCAAGCCCCCAGUUUGAAAACGUUGUCAAAAAGCUAGGAGGCACGCCUCGGGCACGGAAUGUCCGUAUUCCAUUUAUGGAGUAUCUCCCAGACUACGACGAUGGAAAUCCAACGGCAUGGACGCCGGUGCCGUCAAAUCAAAUUGUGUCAUACUCUUCCUUUAUUGGUGUUCCCAUUCGUGGGGGGUCUUUUUCUCGGGAGGGUAAUUCUAGUAUGGUAUUGCAGUCCCGAUAUCAGAUCCUCAAGUGCGGUGAGGAAUUUGACGGUCGUCCUUGGUUACCACUCCAAGGUUCUGGAGAAAAACCAAAAGUUCUUUGGCAUAGAAUGACUUCAAUAUCUUACGGGUCACUGCCUUCUCAGAAAGGGCCGUUAAACUCCUAUGGUGACCUUGGGACCACACCAAAUAUGUGGUUGGACCUCGUUAACGACAACCUCACCUGGCGUCAUUUAUACCCAAGUGGAAACCAACUCGAGCCCGAAUCAUACCUGCAAAUGGUUGUUGGAGGCACCUGUCCGACGGGCCGGGGUCGGGAAAUCCUCAUGCUCCGCGUGUGCAACGUUAGUACCUCAAAUGUCGACGCUACCGUAAACUGCACAAGAUCGGGCGACUUCGGGGAUUUGGAAUGUCGAACAACGCAGAUCCGCAGGACGCAAAAGCCAAGGUUCUCCUCAAAAAUAACGGACCUCUCUUACUCGCCAGUUGCCCAAGGGAUAUUGUUCGAAAUGCUGUUUACAACGGCAUCGUAUAUGAGUUUGAGACCAAGCUCUCUGGAGAAAUUCAUCUAUGAUCCUCUGAGAAUGUACAGCAACAUAGACGAUCCCGUAUGGCCUUAUUUUGCAGGCUGUUUCAAAAACAUAUCCCGAACAUACUUAGAAGGUAGGCUUUCGACAGCAUUGAACACGUUCUCAAUGGCAACGUACAACAACACUGUUCUUACAGGUGCUGACGGAACUACCCUUUCUGGGCGUAACGAUUUUUGGCAUAACACCACCGCAACCUGGACCGAAUUCACUGAAAAGCAGUAUACCAUGAGUGCCUCAUGGUUCUGCGUUUCUGCGAUAUCAACAAUCAUACUGUUGGCUUGUACCAUAGCCAACAUUGUUAUUCGUCAGAUGAUUGUGGCUCCUGACUUCCUCGAAAGCAUUGACGGGCUGACGCGAGACUCUCCUUACAUCAAGAUUAUUGGUCAUUCUCCCUAUACCGGAAGUGGCGCCAGUGCAGUAGAUCGACUUCUUGUAACAAAGAAGGUAAAAGUUCAGAUACAGGAUGUUCAGCCCGACAUGGACCUCGGAAAAAUUGCUCUUACUACGGAGCUAAGGAAUGCAAAGCUUGAUCGGAUGAGGACCUAUUGUUAG
Molecule: messenger RNA, 2151 nt
Organism: Fusarium fujikuroi IMI 58289
Lineage: Eukaryota; Fungi; Ascomycota; Sordariomycetes; Hypocreales; Nectriaceae
Exons: 3
Coding region: 1-2151 (716 amino acids)
Source: RefSeq, a predicted model, not a curated record